Aspergillus puulaauensis is the source of this 705-nucleotide messenger RNA. RefSeq names its product ATG3/ATG10 family protein. Gene Ontology annotation, molecular function: Atg12 transferase activity. The coding region runs from base 1 to 705 and encodes 234 amino acids. The record is from RefSeq and is a predicted model, not a curated record. The transcript has 4 exons. NCBI's taxonomy places the organism in Eukaryota, Fungi, Ascomycota, Eurotiomycetes, Eurotiales, Aspergillaceae. Gene Ontology annotation, cellular component: intracellular anatomical structure. Gene Ontology annotation, biological process: macroautophagy; protein lipidation; protein modification by small protein conjugation.
AUGGCCGUGGGCUCUCACUCCUCAGAACAAGGCGCAUUGUUGUCGUCUUUUCCAUUUCUCUCAAAUGUUGAGUUCGAGGCCGCCUGCCAUGCCUUUUUGGAUCGUGUUCACGUGGCAGGUAUGUCCACGGUGGGAUGGUCUUCAAUUCAAUUACAGGGAACUGGCCCAAUCCUGAAAAUCUCCCAGAAUAUUGACAUUGGCUGCAAUACCCUAUUGGAUGAUGCUCGAACGUGGCCAGCGGACACUGACGAUGCUCCAGAGUCACAACUAGAAGCGUGGGAGAACGACCCUGACGCUCUUAUUCGUACGCACAAGAUAUCUGAGAGACUGCAGGUAGAUUAUGAUAUCUUUGUCUCACCUAUUUAUCAAGUGCCGGUGCUGUAUCUUAUUCUCCGGCGAGCAGACAAACCGCUAGGUAUAGAUGGAGUCUACGAAUACCUGGUCCCAGACCAGUACAAAAUGAAUAUCCAAGGCGUGGGUAUCAUGGGUGGUAUUAGUUCCGGCUAUCAUCCAAUAUCCGGAACACCAGCGUUUUUUGUGCACCCUUGCAACACUGCAGAUGCCAUGAGGGACAUCGCGAGCGGACAUGACAUCAAUCCCGAGACAUAUCUCAUUAUUUGGCUCGGGUUGGUAGGUAAUAGUGUUCGCCUUCAAUUGCCAAGUGGGCUUUUUGCGAUGGCGGGUAUCCCGGAACUCAGCAAAUAA